AUGGUUAUUGACAACUUGUUCUCUGGAGAAAUUCCGGAUAUCUUUAGCAAUCUUAUGUGGCUACAUGAGCUAGACAUGGCAAACAACCGGUUAUCUGGUAGAAUUCCCAUGAGUAAAGCAACAUGCCAGCAAUUAGAGAUGCUUGUUCUAGCAAGGACAGCCCUCAAUGGCAGCAUUCCAAAGCAAAUUUUUGAGCUUCCCCAGCUAAAAUUUUUGCUGUUGGCAAAUAACAGUUUAAGUGGUUUUCUGCCCAACGAAUUUGGCCAUUUGAGACAGCUUGAAAUCAUGGACAUUUCUGGAAACCAGCUAUCUGGAAAUAUUCCUGCAAUAACCAAGAGAUACUCAAUUUUGCAACGUCUUAACAUUGCAAGAAACAGGAUAACUGGCUCGAUACCAAAGUCACUGGAAAAUCUAGCAGCACUGGAGAGCUUGAAUCUUUCUUCCAACAAUCUCACUGGCCUAAUCCCAACAGAAUUGGAGAACCAUAAUGCUUUGCAGAUGUUAAAUUUGUCUUUCAAUAGCUUGGAAGGAAGUACCGAAAAAUGGUGUCUUUGCCAACAUCAGCUGGGAUUCUCUCCAGGGAAACAGUCAGCUCUGCUGAUCACCAAAAAGAAGAGAAAGACAAUAAAAAAUGAAAGUUCAUCAUCCGAACAGAAGGGUUUACCGCCAAGGCUAUCUUACUCCGAAAUCCAGCUUGCAACAAACGGGUUUCUCACAACAAAUUUGAUAAGGAGGGGAGCUUUUGGGUCUGUUUAUAGAGCUGUUUUCAGUACUGGUGAAAGUGGAAUCCACACCACAGUUGCAGUGAAGGUUCUUGACUUGACACAAAGCAAAGCUUCCAAGAGUUUUGAUGCAGAACGUGAAGCUCUCAGAAACAUCCAGCAUCAGAACCUUGUUAAGGUCUUCACUUCUUGCUCCAGCAUUGAUCACACAGGAGCUGAAUUCAAGGCUUUAGCUAUGGAAUUCAUGUCUAUUGGUAACCUGGAUAAGUGGUUGUACCCAGAGGACGUUGAGUGUGGAUCAACACUGACCUUGACCCAGAGACUAAAUAUUGCCAUUGAUGUAGCUUCUGCAUUAGAUCACCUACAUCAUGAUUUUGACCCACCUGUAGUCCAUUGCAACUUGAAACCUGGAAAUGUGCUUUUAGAUGAAGAUAUGACUGCUCAUGUAGGAGAUUUUGGGUUAGCAAGGUUUCUCUCCCAUGAUUCAUCACAGAAUGGGAGUAGCACAAUUGGACUAAAAGGCUCAAUUGGUUAUAUUGCUCCAGGUAUGUUGUGGAUCUUACUUUAUGAAACUUAAAAAGAUUUAGUGAUUACAUUCACAGUUCAAACAAUGUUCUACUCUACCUCACUUGCUAAAUUCGACCCCAAAGAAGAAAUUAGUUAAAAAAAAUUUAAAAUUAACACCCUAUGUUUCUACAUUAUUU
Quercus lobata is the source of this 1426-nucleotide messenger RNA. Its product is annotated as receptor kinase-like protein Xa21. The transcript has 2 exons. Gene Ontology annotation, molecular function: ATP binding; protein kinase activity; protein binding. Lineage: Eukaryota; Viridiplantae; Streptophyta; Magnoliopsida; Fagales; Fagaceae. Gene Ontology annotation, biological process: protein phosphorylation. The record is from RefSeq and is a predicted model, not a curated record. The coding region runs from base 1 to 1299 and encodes 432 amino acids.